Messenger RNA from Micropterus salmoides (largemouth bass), 1439 nucleotides. It is a transcript of the gene rcvrn2, whose product is annotated as recoverin 2. Gene Ontology annotation, molecular function: calcium ion binding. The coding region runs from base 329 to 910 and encodes 193 amino acids. The record is from RefSeq and is a predicted model, not a curated record. Lineage: Eukaryota; Metazoa; Chordata; Actinopteri; Centrarchiformes; Centrarchidae. The transcript has 5 exons.
UGGUCCCAUAGCCCCACAGCGACACAACUGAGGCCGAUGAGAGUUCCCCAAAAACCAAAGGCCAGCAUACAGGACCCACAGGACAGCUCAGCGCCCCCGGUCACCACAGUGAUGCCCGCCACUGAGACAACCCCUCUUGACAGACACUCCAGCCAUCGUCUCACCACACAGCAUAGGCCUACAGGCUUCUAACAUCAACAGAAGAGAUCAAGCAAGUGAACGAAAAUAUAUUUUGAUCAAAGGAGUGCAGGUGCCUCAGAAAACUCAGGUGGCAAAUAUUUAGUUGGUCAGAACUGACGCACUAGUAAGACCUUAAAAAGCAACCACUAUGGGAAACUCCACCAGUAGCGCGUUAUCAAAGGAGAUCCUGCAGGACCUAAAGCUCAGCACCAAAUUCACUGAAAAUGAGAUCAGCCAGUGGUACGAGAACUUUCAGAAGCAGUGCCCGACGGGACGCAUAACACCAGAGGAGUUUGAGCAGAUUUACGCCCGCUUCUUUCCCGAGAGCGAUGCCAAGAGCUACGCUCGACAUGUGUUUCGCUCCUUUGACACCAACGACGAUGGCACUUUGGAUUUCAAGGAGUACAUCAUUGCACUGCACCUGACCUCCACUGGGAAGACCACCCGGAAACUGGAGUGGGCCUUCUCGCUGUUUGAUGUAGACAAGAACGGAUACAUCAACAAGACAGAAGUGACGGAGAUCUGCCAGGCCAUAUUUAAGCUGAUCCCCAAGGAGGAGCAGGCCAAGCUACCAGCGGAUGAGAACACACCCGAGAAGAGAGCCGAAAAGCUGUGGUCUUACUUUGAAAAGAAAGACAAUGAGCGAUUGGCUGAAGGAGAGUUCAUCCAAGGAGUGACUGAAAAUGAGAAUGCAAUGCGUCUCAUCCACUACGAACCAAUGAAAGAUUGAAGGCAUUCCUGUUUUAUCCCCUCUCCUUCUUUUCUCACAUUAGACUCUUUCCUUUCUCUUAAAGUUUUAGUUUGUCCUCUUCCCCUCCCAGCCUCAGAUGCUUUCUCCUCCCUCCUCUUUACUCCACUCGACCCCUCUGUGUAAAUACUCUUUACUGCAGAUGUUAGUUUCAAUUAUCAUUUUCUUUGUUAUACUAAUGUUUGUCAGUGCAUUCUUAUAAAAUAGAGAUAAAAAGAGUCAAAUUCUGGCAUAGUGUUUCAAAACAUGUGCACAGCUAAAAAGAAUAUUUAUGGUGACUAUGGUGAUACAUAACAUAUAUUUGCAUAAAUAGAAUGUGUAUGAUAAACAUCAUUAACUGUUUUAAUGGUUCAAAUAAAAUUUGGGCUCUGGAGAAAUUAAUGGUAAAGGCAGUUCUAUCACCCCCAACUGUUAGCUCAUUAAAGCUUUUUUACAGAACUGGAAAUGUCUUAGUAGAGGUCAUAGAAAUGUUGUACUUUAUUCACUGUACAAUAAAUAAAAGGUUUUCUCA